GCGGCAGCAGGGCCCGCGCGGCAGUGGGGCUGAAGCGCAGAUUGGAUUUCAGCGGGAGCGGCGGGAGCUCCGGCUUGCGCUAGUUGAGGGGCCGGGCUGCGGGAGCGGAUGACUGGGACGUGAAUAGAUGUGCCUCGCUGCUGGCCGGUCCUCGGGCAUCUCCGGCGCGCGUCCGCAGGCGAAGUCAUGAUGUAUUCGCCCAUCUGUCUCACUCAGGAUGAAUUUCACCCAUUCAUUGAGGCACUUCUUCCACAUGUCCGUGCAAUCGCCUAUACUUGGUUUAACCUGCAGGCUCGAAAACGCAAGUACUUUAAAAAGCACGAGAAGCGAAUGUCAAAGGAUGAAGAAAGAGCAGUCAAAGAUGAGCUUCUUAGCGAGAAGCCUGAAAUCAAACAGAAGUGGGCAUCCAGGCUCCUGGCCAAACUGCGCAAGGAUAUCCGCCAGGAGUACCGGGAGGACUUUGUGCUCACCGUGACUGGCAAGAAGCACCCGUGCUGUGUCUUGUCCAACCCUGACCAGAAGGGUAAGAUCAGGAGAAUCGACUGCCUGCGACAGGCAGACAAAGUCUGGCGUCUGGAUCUGGUCAUGGUGAUCCUGUUCAAAGGCAUCCCUUUGGAAAGUACCGAUGGAGAGCGGCUCAUGAAAUCCCCACAUUGCACAAACCCAGCACUUUGUGUCCAGCCACACCACAUCACAGUAUCAGUUAAGGAGCUUGAUUUGUUUUUGGCAUACUACGUGCAGGAGCAAGAUUCUGGACAAUCAGGAAGUCCAAGCCACAAUGAUCCUGCCAAGAAUCCUCCAGACAAGGUCGUUUACAUUGGGUCCUGUAUGCCCUUCAGCAGUCAUCCAAGCACGGAAAGGCGGUGUUUUCUGCACUGCCACGAAGACUUCUUGGGCCGGAUGGCAGGAUACCUUGAGGAUAGUUUUGUAAAGUCUGGAGUCUUCAAUGUAUCAGAACUUGUGAGGGUAUCCAGAACACCCAUAACCCAGGGAACUGGAGUCAAUUUUCCAAUUGGAGAGAUCCCAAGCCAACCGUACUAUCAUGACAUGAACUCCGGGGUUAAUCUUCAGAGGUCACUGUCUUCUCCACCAAGCAGCAAAAGACCCAAAACCAUAUCCAUAGAUGAAAAUAUGGAACCAAGUCCCACAGGAGACUUUUACCCCUCUCCAAACUCACCAGCUGCUGGAAGUCGAACAUGGCAUGAAAGAGAUCAAGAUAUGUCUUCUCCAACUGCUAUGAAGAAGCCUGAAAAGCCAUUGUUCAGCUCCACGUCUCCACAGGAUUCUUCCCCGAGACUCAGCACUUUCCCCCAGCACCACCAUCCUGGAAUCCCCGGAGUCGCGCACAGUGUCAUCUCAACUCGAACUCCACCUCCACCCUCACCGCUGCCAUUUCCAACACAAGCGAUCCUUCCUCCAGCCCCAUCGAGCUACUUUUCUCACCCAACAAUCAGAUAUCCUCCCCACCUGAAUCCUCAGGAUACUCUGAAGAACUAUGUACCUUCUUAUGACCCAUCCAGUCCGCAAACCAGCCAGCCUAACAGCAGUGGUCAAGUGGUAGGGAAAGUGCCUGGCCAUUUCACUCCUGUCUUGGCACCCUCUCCCCAUCCCAGUGCAGUGCGACCUGUGACUCUGAGCAUGACAGAUACUAAACCCAUCACUACAUCCACUGAAGGUGAGGCAGCUUCACCUACAGCGACCACCUACACAGCCUCAGGCACAUCUCAAGCCAAUCGAUAUGUGGGACUAAGUCCAAGAGACCCAUCCUUCCUACAUCAGCAACAGCUGAGGAUUUGUGACUGGACCGUGAAUCAAAACGGCAGGCAUUUAUACCCCAGUACCAGUGAGGAUACAUUGGGAAUUACUUGGCAAAGUCCUGGUACCUGGGCUAGCUUGGUUCCUUUCCAAGUGUCAAAUAGGACACCCAUCCUACCGGCAAAUGUCCAAAAUUAUGGUUUGAACAUAAUUGGAGAACCUUUCCUUCAAGCAGAAACGAGCAACUGAGGGAAAAGGAAAUACAACAAUAGUUUAAGAAAUUUUAAAAAAAGGAAAAGAGGAAGACUGGACAAAACAAAGGGAGAAAGGAAAGAAACUGAAGAAAGAAGAUGAUAGACCAGCAAUUGCAGCACUUACAAUCACUAAUUCCCUUAAGGUUGAAAGUAUAAUGACAUUAAAAGGGUCGAUGAUAUUUCACGAAUGGUAGAUCGCAGCCCCUGCAACGUAGCCUUUGUUACAUGAAGUCCGCUGGGAAAUAGAUGUUCUGUCUCUAUGACAAUAUAUUUUAACUGACUUUCUAGAUGCCUUAAUAUUUGCAUGAUAAGCUAGUUUUCUUGGUUUAGUAUUCUUGUUGUUUACGCAUGGAAUCACUAUUCCUGGUUAUCUCACCCACAAAGGCUAGGAGGCGGCAUCAGAGGUGCUGGUGACAGAGCCAUGAGCCAGCCAUUUUCUAAGCACUCUGAUUUCUAAGAGUUAAAAAAAUAUAUAAAAUCUCUGUAGCCUUUAGUUAUCAGUACAGAUUUAUUAAAUUUUGGCCCUUAACCCAGCCUUUUCCAGUGUGUAACCCAGUUCAAAAUCUUAAAAAAAAAAAAAAAAAAAAGACAGAAAAGGAAAAAAAAAAAGAAAAAAAGAGAAAAAAGGGAAAAAAAAAAACCAGUUUGAACACAAAGGCUCUAUGGAAGAAAUGCCUCUAUGUAGGUGAAGCGUUAUCUCUGCAUGCAACAGUAAAAAUUAAUAUAAUAUUUUCCCCACAAAAGAAACACUUAACAGAGGCAAGUGCAAUUUAUAAAUUUAUAUCUAAAGGGGAAUCAUGAUUAUAAGUCCUUCAGCCCUUGGACUCUAAAUUGAGGGGAUUAAAAAGAAUUUAAAAUAAUUUUGAACAAAUUUAUUUUCCCCUCAGUUUUUGAGGGCAUUUAAAAAGGCAUUAAAUCAAGACAAAUCAUGUGCUUGAGAAAAAAAAUUAAUGAAAACACAGCACUUAUGUUGGUUUAGCUGCAGCCUCCUUGGAGGUAGAAUUUAUUUAUUUAAAAUUACUGGUUGCAUCAUGAACCCAUAGGGUGUACAAAAGGCUCUAUAAAAUCUGCAUUAUAGAGACAAAAGAGGCAGGCAAAUCCAUGUCACAAGGAUAAAGCUUACAGUUUACAAACUGGGAACGCCAGGGUGUAGGAUAUUAAAAAAAGAAAAAAAUGCACUCUUGAGAAAACAAAUGUAAUCAGGGUGCUGAAAACUUGCAUGGUGCUUUCAGACAUUAGCCUUGUUCAACAAAUUUCUUGUAUUGACAGAUUCGUAGUGUGCAUGGGCAGACACAUUUUGCCUCUAUGUCUCUUAAAAUUUUAAUUAAAAAUACUCUUUCCAGUAAUCCUAAUUUGCACGAAGAUAUAAUGUCCACAUUACGUGCCUUGCCUUGAAAUCUAAAAAACAAAAACAAAAAAAAAACAAAAAGUGACAUCACUACACUUGUUUUGCUGCAUUUAUUAUCAUUUUAAAUCUUUACCAUUUUUAUGACAAAAUAUUUUGUACUCCAGACGAAGAAAAAUGUGUGACAUCAUGGAUUUUUUAGACAGUUAUACCUUUAUCUCACAUUUAUAAAGCAUAUCAUGGCUGUGUAUAGUUGCCGCUUAAAAAUUGUAAUCGACCAGCAAUAUUUUCAGUAUUUUGGUGUUUUUUCUAUUAACCUUUCAUGUUUUUCAUCUUCCAAUUAAUAUUGGGGGGAGGGGUUUCAAAUUUAUACGAAUUAUGCAAUACCAAGUUUUGCCUAUGUAGGUAGUGCUUUUAGCUGUAUUGGUUAUUAUAGGUAAGUACACAGAUUUUUUUUAAAAAAGUAUGCUUUUUGUUUGUUUGUUUGUUUUAAUUGACCAAAGUGGGUACUGCUAUUUUUGCAGUGUGAUGAGGUCCUUUUGUGUACUGAGAGAUGGACAGGGGAUUUUUUUUAAUAUACAUAUAUAUAUGCUGGGGCGGGUGGGAGGAUUUUUAACACUUUACAGUGUAGCUGUGAAGCAGUGCACCCUGAGAUGGGCUUGGGCUGCAAAGCGACUGUUCUGCCUACUGUGACAAACUUCCACUUCCACAGGUCCCCCUCUCGACUUUCCUACCUGGGGUGCGAGCUGAACUCAUUUCUGGUUUUCAAAACAACAAAACAGUAAGAACAAGCAGACACAACAAAUUCUCCUGGAGGCAGACUUGGCUUAGAAGAAACUGUCUUACUUUAGGUGGUGGUGGUAGCUUCUCUCGGAGGUGGCCGACCCUCCCUCGGUGGAGCGUGGGCCUGUCUCCUGCUUGGCUGAGACCUCUGUCCAAUGCCCACAGAGCUGAUGUCAGAUGUUUCACAUUGGGGGUUUAACACAGGAGUAGCUUUCUCUGACAAAACACUUUUGACGAACUGGAAGGAGUGCUUCCAUAUUCUUUCCCCUCCACUUCCUUGCACCAUUUCAUUUAUUAAUGAUAAAAAUUAUAUUAAGGAUAUGAUUUACCUGUGACUUACUGCUUCAAAUGGUUAGCAAUGCGCUUCAGUUUCUUUCAGUAUCCAGAAAAUUAAAUGGAAGGUCGCUAUUAUUGAAUGUAUUUGGACUGAUAGAUUAAAAUCAAAGUUCAGUUUCUAAGGAACAAAGUAAAGAAAUAAAUCUUUUUUUUUAAAUUUCACCUGCCCCUUUAAACUAAAAACUAGAGCAGAGAGAAAUAUAGAAUUUUAAGAACUUAAUUUUCCUGUGGAUUAAUUAAACCCAUUAGAUACUGAUGGGAUUUUUUUUUUUCAAGAGAUAGUACCUCAAAUAUAGAUUUGAUUUAGUGUCCCUGAGGAUUAGAGGGUGAACGGAGGCUGGUUUUAUCCUGUCCUUCCCCCUCUUCAAUCCCACUUAGUUCCUUACUAGAGGGAGAUACUUCAGAAUUGGUGAUACAUGGUAGGCUGUUUUAAGGAGCCCCUGACCCCCUCCCCGAACGUUGCCUAAUAAGAUAGACUGUCAGUUGUUCUCGCAGCAUAUCAUUUGAUACCGAACACUUCAGAACAGUGCUUAUGGGCUGGAGGAUUAUAUCACUGAGCCCAUUUGGUCUGAUGCCUACACACUGAUUAGUGGCGCAAGUUCCCGAAGAACGGGAUGCUUGCCCGUGGAAGGCGGGUCCUCGGCUGGGCCCUGUGCAUCUCUGACCCACGGUGGUGAGCACCUCCACCUCCCAGGACACAGUAUUCCCUGAAGGCAGACUCGCUCUGUUUUGCCAGUGAACGAACAGUUGUAGUUGAAUCCAGUGGCGCACUGUGGGUAUUCCUGCCUGCGUCUGGACUAGAAAGGCCUAGUGCAAGUGUUGCUUUAUUUUUAAGUCAAUUUUUUGCUUACUUCCCUUUGAAUUAAAACAAUUAAAAGUACUACUAUAGAAUCUCAAGUCCACUUUUCGGCCUCCUCCUCUUACCAGGAAGUAUAUUCGGACUGACAAGGGCCCCACUUUGCAGGUCUUGCACGCCCUUCCCUUGCCCAGAGCCGCAGAGCGCGGGCUGGUGGAGGGACCCAGGUGUCCUGGGUUGCAGCAGCCCUGGCCCCAGCGGUCCCUGAUGCUUUGCUCCGCGGCCCACUGCUCCCAGAGCCCCGCAGCGCUUCUCCGGAAGGGAGGCUGGUCCGAAGAAAACUAGAUAAAUACCAGGCAGUGAAGGAGACUGUACAUAAAGACAUGGCAAAAUCUUAAUUAUAGCAAUAUAGUUAUCGGGUAAUUUUCGGGUGGGCAGCUCCAUUAAAAAGUAUGUGAAUGAAUUUGAAGCUGCAAGUAGCAAGAAGAGCGGAAGGUCUUCUUAACGAACCGCCUACCUUGUAGACAGUAAUUUGUACACUGUAUAGUUUUGUUAAGAAUUUUUUUUAAAUUAAAAUUCCCAUGUUUGUAAAGCUAACUUUUUAACAAUUAUAAUGGAACUAUAUGUUGUUUCCAUUUUUAAAGUAAACAAGAAUAUUCCUUGUUUAGAGACUGGACUUGAGUUAAAACUCUCCAGGCUCUUAAGUUAUGUAUUAAAAAAAAUCUGUCCAUGUUAGGAGUUAUUUCACAGAUUCCUGUGCUUGAGAAGCAUAGGAUACUAAUCCUUUAAAAAAGUGUAAAUGGAGAAAAGUUAUAUUUUAUGAAGGUUAUUUUGUUGUAUUUAGUAUUGGAAAAGUUGGUUUUCAGAGCAUUUCAGAAUGUUGGAAGCACCACUGUCUUUUUAUUAGUAUGUAAGGCCUUUAGCAAAAGUUUUUGUGAUUGUUACGUGAUGGUAUUUAAAGUUAAGUUUCACAGAGCAUUCAGGAUAGGCAGAAAGUGAAAUUAGUGCUGUGUCUCACAUAACGUGUCCUCAGGGAGCAGGAUCUUGGAUUUGUGACUUGUAGCUUCAUAAGGACUCAACGAAAGAUUGCACAGGAACAUCCUCGGCGGUGUGACAGCAGGACAUGUUCUCUACCUAGAUGCAGAUCCCAUGGACUGUGAAACAUGAAGGCUGCAGAAAGUGACCCCACACUCAGUGUACAGUAUUCACUCUCCACGAAGCAACUCUACAAUAUUGCUGGCAGAUAGGCCCCAAGCAUGACAUUCAAUAGAGUUUACAUGUUCCUGUCAAGGUCUUUGUUAACAUGAACCAGCUGCAUGCUUCCUGGACUUUGAGAAAUUGGGUUUCUAUAGAGAACUUUUUUUUUUUGUUUUUAAAUGUGCAGGCUAUUCAAGUUCAAUAGUAAAAGCUCAAAAUUGAAUGUUCUACUCCAUGCUGAAGGAGCUGAAAGCUACCUUCUUCAUAUUUUGCACUUUCUGGUAGUUCCCCUGUUUUUUCUAAUUCCUUAAAAUUGUGUGGGUGGAGUGGAGCCCUGCAUUGGGGGGUAACAUGGACCACUGAUUUUGCCCUUUGACCCUGCACAAUGACCUUUGCAUCAGCCAAACUCAUUGCCAUGACAACUCUUUGUAUGGUGUCUGUGCCACGGAUCUGUUGGUCACAUUGUUAAUAGUACAGGGGACAAGUUGGAGACGGUCAAUUUUUACACUUUUUGUUGCAAUUUUUUCUUCAAUGGUUGUAAGUAGUUUCGUUUUUUUUUUUUAAUAAUAAAAGGGUUCACUAGUUAAUACUCUUUAGAAAUAUCUGUGUUGCAAUUCAAAUGUAUGUUGAGAUUGUGAAAAGUGCUUCAGUGCCACUAGCCUACCAGGACAUUAGAUUAAGCUUUUGAUAACUCUUAUUGCAUGAUAAAGUACCAGUAACAAAAGGUGGCCUAAAUACAUGAAAAGCAGUGUAAGCUAGUGACACUAAAGCCAGUCUUGUAUUACUGUAUUUUUGACAGAAUGGUUUCGAAAACUGUGCUACAGGGACUGAUGUGGCAAACGUAUCUCUUUAUGCAGAAGGAUGUCUUUUUUUUUUUUUUUUUAAAGAAGUAUGGCUUAUUAUGCAUUCUUCAUUGAGGGCAUUGAAGUUGCAUGGACUGAUAAAAGUUGAUGCAAAACGAGAAAGAUACAAAAAAAAAAAAAACCAGCAAAAUGUUUACCAAAAAACUCAAACAAAUGAGCAGUGCCUGUUCAAUUUCACAGUCUCUGUUGAGUUCAGUUGUAAAUAUGUUUCAAAUGACAUUUUCUUGGGAAAAAAAAUCUCUACUACAUUGUAGAAUGUGAGGGGUAACUGCAUCCCAGGCCUAGGCUUCUCGAAGCUGCAUUAGAUUCUGUCUUCAUCAAGCUGUUAAUUUGUGCAUAUAUCAUAUAGAACUUUAGCAUCCUGGGAAGAGGAGCCCCCACCUCAGUGAUAUUUCUCUGAGAACAACUUUUGUAGGACUGUGUGUUUCUUUAGAUACAUUUAGUACAACUGUAGGUGACAGUAGUCAGUUAUUGCUUGCUAGCUACACACCAGGGUUGAUCCAUUUUAAAACUUUUGGCAUUUUGUCCUCAUGGGCCGUAAAUACCGAACCUUGUAUUUUAAUUAAAUUUUUUAAACAGGAGGCACAUGCACAAUCUCCAUGUAACAAAUCUCUAGCAGUAGGAUGUAUUAUAUGACAGUUACUUAAUUUCUGGAGUUUAGGCCUCUGGGAUCAGCCCCAGACUGGGCCAAAAUGUUAGUGAAGGUUUUAUUGUGCCUAGUUGGAGGAUAAUGUUCUUUGGGUACUUUUUGUGGGUUGCAAAUGAACUCAAUUGCCACAAGUUUUAAACUGGUGUAAAUCAAGCUUGACUUAAUGUGAUUGUUACUGUUAUAUCCAGCCUAUACUGCUAGCAGCUGCUCAUACUGCAGUCAAUUACUGGAAGCGGAUAUAUUUCCUAUGCAAAAACUGUUUAAACAAUAAAAUGAGCUAUGCUACAGA
This is a messenger RNA of Heterocephalus glaber (naked mole-rat), 8267 nucleotides long. RefSeq names its product nuclear factor I B (gene Nfib). Gene Ontology annotation, molecular function: RNA polymerase II cis-regulatory region sequence-specific DNA binding; DNA-binding transcription factor activity, RNA polymerase II-specific. Lineage: Eukaryota; Metazoa; Chordata; Mammalia; Rodentia; Bathyergidae. The record is from RefSeq and is a predicted model, not a curated record. Gene Ontology annotation, cellular component: nucleus. Gene Ontology annotation, biological process: regulation of transcription by RNA polymerase II.